GUUAUAUUCUGUCUGCUUUAUGCUGUGUUAUUUACAUAAACAUUUCUGUUAAUAACCAUUUUAAAUGUUACAAUGACAUAAGAACACGAAGAAAGUUUUUGAUAAGUAUUUUAUGCAUAUCCCCUGCAUCUACAUACUACAAAGGCCUGCACCAGGAUAUUAAUGUAACAAUAGUCAAGUAACUUUUGAGUAUCCCCUGGAGGAUAUUUAUCAAAGCAGCAUCAGAUGAGAGAGAAAGCACUUCAAGAGAAUGAAAUAAGGAAUUCAGGUAAGGGUGACUGAUCAUAUACGCUCGCUUUAUACACCUACAAGGUGGAGUGCCAAAACUAUAGACUGGCACAACAACUAUUGAGGAAGCUUUAGCCUAACUGAAUAUUACGUCUCUGUGGGCUUACCGUCAACGAUUAUUUUCUCAAAGUGAAAUGGCUGCGUCUGCAGAGCUAAGUCUGGAUAUGGAAGUUCAGGCUUCAGAAGUUAUCGAGAUAGAAGAGGAUUUAGAAAAAGACUUUGAAGAACUUGGUCAUGAUUUAGAAAUUCCUACAAGGAGGGACCUAAGUGAGUCUACUAACACUGUAUUAAAAGACAUUACACCUGUUAUUGAUGACAAUUUGGCAGACUCUCAUAGAGACAAGAAUGUCAGUUUUAAAGGAAAUUAUAUUGUCAAUGACCGUAUUACUGUUCCUAAAAAAUAUGCAGUUGAAGAGAACCCUGAUUAUAUCUAUUGGAAGACGACUAAUGCACGCCUUCUCGUGAAGAGUCAGCAGGACCUAGUGCGUAACUUACAGUUCAUGAAGGAGGGGCUGGGGCGCAUGGAACAGGAGAUCAACACAUUGAAAGAAGGACUGGUCUUCUCGAGGAGAUGCAAUAAUGUCAAAACAAUGCUUUUCAGCCCAGAGGGAUAUUCAACAUGUUAACAGGUUUGCAUGGUGGGAUUCAUCAAAGCAAACAUUGGAUAUGUAUAUUUAAAGAACUAUUAAGUAGUGUGUGAUUUCCCAAAAUAUUAGAUAUAUCCUGAAAAAAAGCUUUGCAUUGUGAGAUUUUCUGUAGCCAAUAUGGAAUAUACAUGGCUAAGCAAUGCAUACUAAGUCAGCCACAAGAUACAAGAGCCGAGCUUCACAUGAUUGAUAAUGUGCAUGCAUUUUUAGUGAUGCUUCACUAUUUAAUGGACUGGAUAUUGGCCUGAAACCAACUAAUGCUUAGUAACUAGAAAGUAGACAACAGGAGGAUAUACUAUAUGGUGUUCAAUUUAGUAUCAUGGAUAUAUUUGUUAUAAUUUAUCAUUUGGAAGUGGUGGUCUUACAUGUAUAUGUUGAUCUGUCCAUCACUCCAUAUGACUAUUACAGAAAAUAUGAUACAAUAUUUCAGGAUGACAUUGAUCCUAUCAAUGAUAGAUUAAAAACUUAUUUGCUAUUUUACAUAAUAACAUCGACAGUAGAAAUAUUUUUUGGAAUAUGAUUGCUUUAUUUAGUUACUACCAGAAUCAAAGGUGAAUACAUACAAAUAAGCUUACAUAUUGUAUAAAAAAUAUAAAAUGAACACAAAAACUAGAACGAGGCUGAUAGGUGCACCUCCUAGCU
Owenia fusiformis is the source of this 1577-nucleotide messenger RNA. Lineage: Eukaryota; Metazoa; Annelida; Polychaeta; Sabellida; Oweniidae. The record is from the annotation of a GenBank genome assembly.